GUCAAUCCUAACCCAACUUUACGUGUUUAGCAAUUUUUUUUAUUUACAAUUUUAUUCUUACGUGUUAUUAAUUAAAAAAUUGCUUUUUGUGAUUUUUCUUGAAUGAAAUAUGUAUUGAAGAAGUUGCACGUGUAAUAGGGACACCUCGUAAAAUUGACCAAAAAUGACCCAAAGCAAAGAAAAAUUCAUAAUAUAUGCAGCAGGAAUUUUUGUUAUUUAUUUCUACUAUGGAAUUCUGCAAGAGAAGGUGACCAGGGGCAAAUACCUUAUAGAAACAGUAGAUCCCGAGGGAAAGAAAAACACUGAAACUCAUGUAUUCACUUUUGCCUUAACAUUAGUUGGUGUGCAAUGCAUUAUCAAUUAUUUUAUAGCAAAAGGUGCAAUGUUAGUUUGGAAACAAAAAGAAGACACAACAGCAAAACUGUACUAUGUUAGUGUUUCAGUGACAUAUUUGCUUGCCAUGGUUGCUUCCAAUAUGGCAUUGCAAUGGGUUUCAUAUCCUACCCAAGUUGUAGGUAAAUCGGCCAAACCAGUACCAGUACUAAUCUUGGGAGUAUUAUUAGGCAAAAAGAGUUACCCCCUUAGAAAAUAUUUAUUUGUAUUUAUUAUAGUAACAGGAGUGGUUCUUUUUAUGCUAACAGAUAAACCUGGAAAAGCAACUGGAAUGGAUGAAGUGGGGUUUGGGGUAGGAGAACUCCUCUUGUUCAUGUCUCUUAUUAUGGAUGGUCUAAUUGGAGCUAUACAGGAAAGAAUCAGGGCUGAAUCAAAACCAACAGGACUUCAAAUGAUGGCCCAACAAAACGGCUGGUCAAGCUUAUUUCUUAUUAUCACUGUUGUGAUUUCAGGAGAAGGUGCAAACUUCUUGGCUUUUGCUAAGCUGUUUCCUCAAGUAUAUUUUAAUUUGCUCUCUCUAGGACUUGCGUCAGCCAUUGGACAGCUCUUCCUUUUCUCCAUGGUCUCAGAAUUUGGACCUUUACCAUUGUCAAUUGUGACAACUACUAGAAAGUUUUUUACUGUUUUAGGAUCUGUUAUAUUGUUUGGUAAUGUUUUAACCAUUAGACAGUGGCUGGGGGCUGCUAUGGUUUUCACAGGCCUGUUUUUGGAUGCAUAUUAUGCAAAGGCACCCCACAAAAAGAAUACUGCUAAAUAAGAAUGUGCUUGUAGAACAGUUUUAUUUAAUAAAAUCAAUGUUUAAAAACUUA
This is a messenger RNA of Anthonomus grandis grandis, 1202 nucleotides long. It is a transcript of the gene meigo, whose product is annotated as solute carrier family 35 member B1 homolog. Gene Ontology annotation, molecular function: UDP-galactose transmembrane transporter activity; UDP-glucose transmembrane transporter activity. Gene Ontology annotation, biological process: UDP-galactose transmembrane transport. Bases 164 to 1150 code for a protein of 328 amino acids. The record is from RefSeq and is a predicted model, not a curated record. The transcript has 5 exons. Gene Ontology annotation, cellular component: Golgi membrane; endoplasmic reticulum membrane. NCBI's taxonomy places the organism in Eukaryota, Metazoa, Arthropoda, Insecta, Coleoptera, Curculionidae.